Ceratotherium simum simum (southern white rhinoceros) is the source of this 1988-nucleotide messenger RNA. NCBI's taxonomy places the organism in Eukaryota, Metazoa, Chordata, Mammalia, Perissodactyla, Rhinocerotidae. The record is from RefSeq and is a predicted model, not a curated record.
AUGAGGACCAGCCGCCCUGAGCCGGGUGCCCAGGCACCCCGGAGCCCCCGCCCACAGCCCCUGUCCCGGAGCUCUUCCAGCCUGCUGGGUGAAGGCCGAGGCCAGAGGCCAGAGCUCCGUAAGAGUGCCAGCAGCACAGUGUGGCAGGCCCAGUCGGGCGAGGCCCGCGCCGAUCCCUGUGUCCUGGAGGAAGAGGGGCACCAGGCUGAGAGCACGGAGCAGGCACAGGCCUCCAGCCCCCGGCCACAGCUCACUGCCGGGGGCCACUGGCAGAGCAGCACUGUGGGCAAUGUGUCUACUGUAGACAGUGGUGACCUGUGUCGCCUGCAGGCCCCCAGCACUGCCACCGUGCAGAGGAGCCACUCAGACCUGGUCCGUAGCACCGUGACCCGGGGCCACAGAGGUGCUCGAAAGGCCAGCCUCAGCUGCUCGGCCCUGGGCAGCUUGCCUGUCCACAGGGUUCGGCUGCAGCCUGGCAGUACUUCUGGCCAGGGAGGCCAGGCCCCUGCAGGCCUGGAAAGGGAUCUGGCUCCAGAAGGUGGGACUUCGAACUCAGCCUGGACACUGGGAGAGAGUCAGGUGUGGGUGCCGCCACUGGACCUGGGAGGUGCAACCACCCAUAGCAGCCCCACGACUGGGCCCAAAGCCACUGGACAGUUGGCCACUACCUCCUGCCGUGCUCUGCCCCCAGCAGCUCUGCUCUGCGGCAUGAGGGAGGUGGGGGCCAGUGGCUGCGGCCAUGCCCUGCCUGCCCCAGGGAUCCUGGCCUUUCCCAGAUUAGUGGCAUCAGUGAGUGAGUCUGGGCUGCAGGCUCAGCCUGGGGUGAAGUUCCAGUGUAGGUUGCCCGGGGGGCUUACUGGGCAUUCCCACUGCUGUGCCCGCCCUUGGCGGCCCACCGGGUUAGCUGCGAAGCCUGGUGCCACGACCAAGGAUGUGUGGACCAUGACCUCAGCCAGUGACUUGGCUCCCGUGUUGGCAUCCCCUCUGUCAGCCCAGGACGCUGGUGUGCAGGCAGCCCCCAUGGCAGUCUGCAAGGCUGUGGCCACCAGCCCACCCCUGGAAGCCCCUGUGGCCCUGCACACAUUCCCGGAGGUAACUCUGGGGUCCAGCCUGGAGGAAGUGCCGUCCCCUGUGCGGGAUGUGCGAUGGGACGCUGAGGGCAUGACCUGGGAGGUGUAUGGAGCGGCGGUGGACCCCGAGGUGCUGGGCGUGGCCAUCCAGAAGCACCUGGAGAUGCAGUUUGAGCAGCUGCAGCGGGCGCCCGCCAGCGAGGACAGCCUGUCUGUGGAGGGCCGCAGGGGGCCGCUGCGAGCUGUCAUGCAGUCCCUGCGGCGCCCCAGCUGCUGCGGCUGCUCCAGCGCAGCCCCCGAGUGAGGAGCUGCGGCCCUCGGAGCUGUCCUGGGCCCAUGGACUCAGCCCCAGGCCAGGGCCAGGGACGGUGGGGGGGCCUCGUGCUCCUUGGACCCGCUGGCAGCCAAGGACGUGUCUUACAGUCGGCUGCCUGUGGACCACAGGGCUGCAGCCUGGGGGCUUCCUGCUUCUUGCAGCGGGGCUGAUUUUUAAGGGCUUGGUUCCCGAGAGCCACAACUCUACACAUCCGGACUCUGAACUUUGGGAUGGUUUCAGCACUGUGCAUAACGGAGAUCCUGAGUUUUCUGUAAAAAUACUCAACUUUCUCUUCAGUGUCUCCUCAGAACUCUGCCGUGAUUUCCCCCAGGACUCUUGGUGGCUCUAUUUUAAAGCAGUGCUGAGAUAUAAUGAGCUCCUGACAUGAAAGCUGGGGCCCCAAGUCACAGGGACUGGCUGGGUCUUUCGGGAAGGGAACUGACAUGUCAAGGGCCUCCUGUGUGCCACACGCUAUGCUUGUCACCUUAUUUGUUGAGUCUUCACCUCUUCCCCCGUUUUACAGAUGGAACCACAGACCUUGGCAUGGCUGUAGCUGACGUGCCCCAGGUUGGAAGCUUGAUGUGGUGGGCCGAACACAAAGC